GGGAACGCAGCGCCUCAUUGUGUGGAUAUGCGGAGAUAGGUGAUGGUUAGAAGAGAUGUGAGUGGCGUCGGCCACAGCUCUCUGAAGCUGUAGGCUUUGGCCGGGAGAGGCGUGCCGCACUCUGCCCCUCUAAACCGAAAACCACCUGUAUGGAUGACCAGACCUUCAGCGCGAUUCAGGCCCGCUCCAGCGCCAGGCACACGGGCAGCAACGCGACUGAGAGCCGGGUUUAUGUUGAGGUGGAAAGGGGCGUCAUGACAGCCGAAAACAUGCUGGAGGAACCAGGGCUGCUGUCGACGCCUCACCUGUCUGGGGAUCGAUACGAGCGCAGUCGGCAGGGAUGCUGCGAGAAGGUGGUCAUUAACAUUUCGGGUUUACGCUUUGAGACGCAACUUAAAACUUUCAACCAGUUCCCAGACACGCUACUGGGGGACCCCAGGAAAAGGAUGCGCUACUUUGACCCACUGAGGAACGAGUACUUUUUCGAUAGGAACAGACCCAGCUUUGAUGCCAUCCUCUACUACUAUCAGUCCGGGGGACGCAUUCGGAGACCUGUUAACGUGCCCAUUGAUAUUUUUUCCGAGGAGAUACGGUUUUAUCAACUCGGAGAGGAGGCAAUGGAGAAAUUCCGUGAUGAUGAAGGCUUUAUAAAAGAAGAGGAGCGCAUACUGCCUAAAAAUGAUUUUCAAAAGCAAGUUUGGCUUUUGUUUGAGUACCCUGAGAGCUCUGGACCAGCGAGGGGGAUAGCUAUAGUUUCAGUGCUUGUUAUUUUGAUCUCAAUUGUUAUAUUCUGCAUGGAGACUCUGCCAGAAUUUAGGGAUGAUAGAGACCCAGUCAAAGUGGAACCCACAGUGAAUGGCACAGCUCCCUACAAGCCAAACCCGUUUACAGACCCUUUCUUUGUGAUCGAGACCCUCUGCAUCAUUUGGUUCUCUUUCGAGUUGCUGGUCAGGUUUUUUGCCUGCCCCAGCAAAACUACCUUCUCUAAAAACAUCAUGAAUAUCAUAGACAUCGUUGCCAUAUUCCCCUACUUCAUCACUUUGGGGACCGAGCUGGCUGAGAAAGAAAACAACGGCGGCCAGCAAGCGAUGUCCCUCGCCAUCCUGAGGGUGAUCAGACUCGUGAGGGUCUUUCGCAUUUUUAAGCUCUCACGUCACUCAAAGGGACUUCAGAUUUUGGGCCAGACACUCAAGGCCAGCAUGAGGGAGCUCGGCUUGCUCAUAUUCUUUCUUUUCAUCGGAGUUAUUCUCUUCUCUAGUGCGGUUUACUUUGCAGAAGCAGACGACCCCUCGUCCAGCUUCACCAGCAUCCCUGAUGCGUUUUGGUGGGCAGUGGUCACAAUGACCACAGUCGGAUAUGGAGACAUGCAUCCGGUGACCAUUGGUGGGAAAAUAGUGGGGUCGCUGUGCGCAAUAGCAGGCGUGCUUACCAUUGCCUUACCCGUGCCAGUGAUUGUGUCCAAUUUCAACUACUUCUAUCACAGGGAGACUGACGGAGAGGAGCACCCGCAGUACGUGCACACCAGCAGCUGCGAGCACCUCCCCUCUGAGGAGCUGAGAAGGUCGUGCAGCUCCUCGUCCCUCAGCAAGUCUGAGUACAUGGUGAUAGAGGAGAGCAUCAACAGCGCCUUCAAACAGCCCAACUUCACCACUGAGAACAACCAGAACUGCGUGAACAUCCAAAAGAUUUUCACAGACGUGUAAAUGAACUCCAGAAAGAAUCAUUUAUGGAGCAUGAAGACAUAGUAGCUAUAAUAUUAUUUUUCUAUAUAGCCUAUAUCCAAUUGUAAUGUGUCAGUCCAUAUCUGUGGAUGAACGUGCGUGAAUGUCCGUUUUAACAACUCUUUUAUUUUUAUGUUUGAUGUAGGCUGACGAGAAAUUGCGCUAAUACGUGUUUCCAGUGUAGAUUCAAACAUUUUGAGUAUUUCUCACAAAUCAAUACGUGUUGAUAUGACCCAACAAAUGUGCACUGGAAUGUUUUUUUGUAUGAACAAGUAAGCGGCUUGUUAAAACCUAUAUUUGUGCAGUGUAUAGUGCCACAUGAUGCCUACAUAUCGUGGUGUUAAUGCAAAAGUUGUUGUGGUUCAUGAUUGGGAUACGUGUAACAUUUAUAGUCUACUAUAUAGCAUUAACCCUCCGUCACAAAAAAGACGUCUUGUGCUUCGUGGAAACAAACGUUUUCAGUGUCCAGUAAUGUAAUGAAUAGAUGAUGGUAUUUAUAUAGCCAGUUGUCUGUUAAGUUUGUAUUUAAUAUCAUAACCUGU
Molecule: messenger RNA, 2263 nt
Organism: Eleginops maclovinus (Patagonian blennie)
Lineage: Eukaryota; Metazoa; Chordata; Actinopteri; Perciformes; Eleginopidae
Gene: kcna3a
Product: potassium voltage-gated channel, shaker-related subfamily, member 3a
Exons: 1
Coding region: 150-1703 (517 amino acids)
Biological process (GO): potassium ion transmembrane transport; protein homooligomerization
Cellular component (GO): membrane; voltage-gated potassium channel complex
Molecular function (GO): delayed rectifier potassium channel activity; protein binding
Source: RefSeq, a predicted model, not a curated record